UUAAAUUGCUACGUAUAUAGAAAGCUAAUUAAGUAGCUCCAUUGCAAUAUAAUGGCGGCCAGUCAUCAGAUGACGUCGGCUUUAUACAGAGCAGCCGUGGCUGGUAAAUAUGAAGAUUAUAAGGCUCUCCGGCAGACUACGGCUGCAGAUAAUGGAGUUGGCCGCAUUCAAGUUACGGCUGGCAAUACUGUGCUGCACGUUGCGGCGCUCCACUACCACAAACAAUGUGGAAAACAUCCUAGAAGAAGAAGAGGAUCGUGUAGCCUCGUCUUUGUUACUUGCUAGAAACAACAAAGGUGAACUGUGCUCCACUGUGCAGCGGAGAAAGGCAAUGCCGACAUAGUCUUUGUCGUUAUCAGUGCCGCCAAGAAAUACAAGGAUGUAGAGAGCUUGGUGUGGGAGUGAGGGAGAUGAUAGAGAUGUGUGAUGAAGUCAAAGACACGGCUUUGCACAAGGCCGUGCGAAUGGGACAUUUGAAGGUGGUGGAGUUAUUGGUGAAAGAGGAUCCUGAAUUUAAGUACCUUGCCAAUGAUGCCGGAGAGACGCCCAUUUACAUAGCAGCAGAGAUGCAAUUUCAUGACUGUUUGGUGGAAAUGCUUAGCACAUGUACAAAGCCUACCUAUGAUGGACCAUUGGGUAGAAAUGCUCUCCAUGCAUCAGUAUUAUCAGGUUUAGGCUACACUAAAAUAUCAGUAAAGAUUCCGUUUUUGGAGUAUCGUGGAGAGUUUGCCACAGAAUGCACGCAAUCAUUGUUGAAAAAUAAUAUCUGUUUGUGGGAGGGAACUGAUAAGUCUGGGUGGACACCACUACACUAUGCCAUAAAAAUUGAGAAUGAUAAAGCUGCUCGAAUGAUAAUUGAGAGAGAAGCAUCUGCAGCUUACACUCCUGCGGGGGGUAGUGACAAGUGGACAACAACAUUCCACAUAGCAGCAAGGCAUGACAAUGUUGAAAUGAUGAAGGAGAUAUCAAAUAGGUGCCCAGAUUGUUGGGAGAUGGUGAAUAGCAAAGGGCAAAAUGUAUUGCAUGAAGCAAUGUUGAGUAAGAAAGUGAAUGUGAUACAACAUAUAGAAAAAAGCUGUGAACAACUGGACAACCUUGUUCAUCACAAAGAUGAGGAUGGUAACACACCACUGCACCUGCUUGCCGUUUAUGACUGUGAUAUUAUACGGCAAUUUAUAAAAGACCAUCCUAUGCUGAAUUAUUUUGCAUUUAAUAAGGAAAACCAAACUCUGUUUGACAUGGCAAGCAGUUCUAAGGCGGUUGGAUACAAGAAGCUAAUUGAAAAGGGCAAGAGAAAACUUCUAAAGAAAAGAAAAUUUGCUGACCGCUUGAUAGAAAAUCCAAAUGAAGAAGAUAAAAGGCUAAAUGAAGCUAUUGAAGCUAAGAUAAAAAGCGGUGAAACAAGCAUCCUUGUGGCAACAUUGAUAGUAACGAUGACCUUUGCAACGGGUCUUGCAGUGCCAGGAGGAUACCACCAAGAAAAAGGGUACCCAUUAUUGCAACAAAACGCAGCUUUUAAGGCCUUUGUUAUAACCAAUACUCUUGCUUUCCUAUCCUCUAUUUGCUCCAUUGCCGUUUACGUCAAGAUGGUUACAAAGGCCUCACAGCCCAGGAAGAGCUAUGAAGCUGUGGAUAAGUUGUAUGAUUGGCAGGACAAAUUGCUUCGUUUGACAUAUUUAGGAGUAAUAAUUGCAUUCCUGUGUGGAGUAUAUGCCACUUUAGAACCUGAUCGUCCUCUUGCUAUUACUGAUUUAGUCUUAGGCGUCAAAGAAGUUGGCUUUACAGCAGUUUCCUGUCGCCGGAUCUAACCCAUUCCGGGAAUCCAUCCGAGUCUUGAUUCGCCGCUAGUAGUUUCCGGUGGAUCGGAAUGUUGAAGUCGCCGAGAAUCGAGAAAAUGUGAGCCAC
Molecule: messenger RNA, 1905 nt
Organism: Ipomoea nil (Japanese morning glory)
Lineage: Eukaryota; Viridiplantae; Streptophyta; Magnoliopsida; Solanales; Convolvulaceae
Product: protein ACCELERATED CELL DEATH 6-like
Exons: 3
Coding region: 411-1808 (465 amino acids)
Cellular component (GO): plasma membrane
Molecular function (GO): protein phosphatase regulator activity; protein phosphatase 1 binding
Source: RefSeq, a predicted model, not a curated record